Molecule: messenger RNA, 759 nt
Organism: [Candida] anglica
Lineage: Eukaryota; Fungi; Ascomycota; Pichiomycetes; Serinales; Debaryomycetaceae
Source: the annotation of a GenBank genome assembly
AUGCCAAAGACACCCUCUUCUUUCCCUGGCUAUACAGAUCAUAGUAUUAAAGUUUUGGGUGUUCAAGCAAAUGAUCUGCGUGAACCUGAAGAACUGGAAGAACCGCUUCAAUUUUUUAACUACCAUGAAUUUUUGAUCCCUAACUAUGAAAAGCUAACAUCUUCAAAUACUCCAACUAAUAAUGAUAAAUCCCUUUUGGCAAGUCAUUUCCCUAAUAACCACUCUACAGUGACUUCAUCCACAUAUAAAGAUACGAGAAUUGUUAGAGUUCCUAGAGUGUAUGAAACAUUACAUAUGAGUGAUCUAAUUCCUCAGUUCUCGACAUAUGUCCUUGGAAAAGAACCGGCAGCUCUAACUCUUGCGACAGUCGAGGCGAAAACUUAUUCUAUGGGUGGAUCUUUUGAUGACAACUACUUUGGUGAAACGUCUUUAACGCCCUUAAUUCCCGAUCUAAUCUCAGAACAAAAGUACAUUGAAAUUGUUGAAAGAAUCAACUUGUACUUACUCAAUGCAUUCAAUCCAUAUAAUAUAUACAAUGCUAUUGAAGGUUUACUAGAUAUAAUGACGGGAACUCUCUACUCAAGAAUAUUCAACAAUUAUGUGCGAGAGAGCCACUGCAAAAGAAAUCUAAUGGAAUUAGAAUCGUAUGUGAACAACACUAAUAUGCAAUUGGAACCUCAAGGGAUAAAAAUUAUUUCACCUAGACGUAGUGGGUACUUAUCCUUGGACAUUCAAAUUCCUAGACCAAAACCAGUCUAG